Messenger RNA from Pipistrellus nathusii (Nathusius's pipistrelle), 1368 nucleotides. The record is from the annotation of a GenBank genome assembly. NCBI's taxonomy places the organism in Eukaryota, Metazoa, Chordata, Mammalia, Chiroptera, Vespertilionidae.
AUGGAGCCGGCCCCCGAGGCCGCGGAGGCGCAGGCGGUGCGCGAGGCGCUGGGCCGCUACGAGGCGGCGCUGGAGGGCGCGGUGCGCGCGCUGCACGAGGACAUGCAGGGGCUGCAGCGCGGCGUGGAGCGGCGCGUGGCCGAGGCGCUGCGCCUGGCCGGGCCGCUGGCGCGCACCGUGGCCGAGCUGCAGCGCGACAACCAGCGGCUGCAGGCGCAGCUCGAGCGCCUGACGCGCCAGGUGGAGGCGCUGGGCUUGGCGACCGGGCUGUCUCCCGCGGCGCCGGGCACCCCGGGCACGCCCAGCCCUCCGCCGGCGGCGCCCGGCGCCCCGGACCACGCGCCCCGCCUGGGCUCCGCGCGCUUCGCCAGCCACGCCACCUUCUCCAUUUCGGGCCGUGGCCAGAGCGUGGAUGAAGCCAGCGAGUCGGAGAUGAGAAGGUCCUCCACCCAGAGCGUCAUUGAGAACGGGCACCAGCCAGGGGCAGGUCCAGGUGAUGGACCCCCUGAGGCCACCCAGACCUUCCGGGCACCAGAGCCCCCCAAGCCUCGCCCCAUGAGCCUCUCCUUGGGGCUGCCUCACCAGCCAGUCACGGCCGUCAUGCGGGUCUCCGAGAGGUUCUCUGGAGAGACUUCAGCCACCGCUCUCUCGCCCACGUCUGCUGCCAUCCUGGGGGGCCUCAGCUCGAGCCCCAGUGAGGCCACCCCCCCCUGGACUCUAAGUCCCAGUGAGAAGAAUUCUCCUCUCCCACGGCCCUUGCUGGGCUCUUGCUAUGGGGCCGUGACAGCAGGCAGAAGCAAUGACAGCCCCCCUCUGGUGACGCCGCCCCAGUCGCCCCCGUCCCCGCAGCCGCCGGCCGCCGCUCAGGCCCAUCGCCGGGAGCUGGUGAGGUCGCAGACGCUGCCCCGGACCUCCAGCGCGCAGGCCCGGAAGGCUUUGUUUGAGAAGUGGGAGCAGGACACGGUGGGCAAGGGCAGAGGCGAGGCCCGGGCCAAGCUGAAGCGGUCCCAGAGCUUCGGGGUGGCCAGCGCCAGCAGCAUCAAGCAGAUCCUGCUCGAGUGGUGUCGCAACAAGACUCUGGGCUACCAGCACGUGGACCUGCAGAACUUCUCCUCCAGCUGGAGCGACGGCAUGGCCUUCUGCGCCCUGGUGCACUCUUUCUUCCCCGACGCCUUCGACUACGGCGCCCUGAGCCCCACGCAGCGGCAGAAGAACUUCGAGCUGGCCUUCACCAUGGCCGAGAACCUGGCCAACUGCGAGCGCCUGAUCGAGGUGGAGGAUAUGAUGGUGAUGGGCCGCAAGCCAGACCCCAUGUGUGUCUUCACCUACGUCCAGUCGCUGUACAACCACCUGCGUCGCUUUGAAUGA